Molecule: messenger RNA, 1146 nt
Organism: Oncorhynchus masou masou (cherry salmon)
Lineage: Eukaryota; Metazoa; Chordata; Actinopteri; Salmoniformes; Salmonidae
Exons: 1
Coding region: 1-1146 (381 amino acids)
Source: RefSeq, a predicted model, not a curated record
AUGAACUCAGACACGAGGAGUCCUGAGAUUAAAUCAGACACGAGGAGUCCUGAGAUGAACUCAGACACGAGGAGUCCUGAGAUGAACUCAGACAUGAGGAGUCCUGAGAUUAACUCAGACACGAGGAGUCCUGAGAUUAAAUCAGACACGAGGAGUCCUGAGAUUAAAUCAGACACGAGGAGUCCUGAGAUGAACUCAGACACGAGGAGUCCUGAGAUUAAAUCAGACACGAGGAGUCCUGAGAUUAACUCAGACACGAGGAGUCCUGAGAUUAAAUCAGACACGAGGAGUCCUGAGAUGAACUCAGACACGAGGAGUCCUGAGAUGAACUCAGACACAAGGAGUCCUGAGAUUAAAUCAGACACGAGGAGUCCUGAGAUUAACUCCGACACGAGGAGUCCUGAGAUUAAAUCAGACACGAGGAGUCCUGAGAUUAAAUCAGACACGAGGAGUCCUGAGAUUAACUCCGACACGAGGAGUCCUGAGAUUAAAUCAGACACGAGGAGUCCUGAGAUUAAAUCAGACACGAGGAGUCCUGAGAUUAACUCCGACACGAGGAGUCCUGAGAUUAAAUCAGACACGAGGAGUCCUGAGAUUAAAUCAGACACGAGGAGUCCUGAGAUUAAAUCAGACACGAGGAGUCCUGAGAUUAACUCCGACACGAGGAGUCCUGAGAUUAAAUCAGACACGAGGAGUCCUGAGAUUAAAUCAGACACGAGGAGUCCUGAGAUUAACUCCGACACGAGGAGUCCUGAGAUUAAAUCAGACACGAGGAGUCCUGAGAUUAACUCAGACACGAGGAGUCCUGAGAUUAAAUCAGACACGAGGAGUCCUGAGAUUAACUCAGACACGAGGAGUCCUGAGAUUAAAUCAGACACGAGGAGUCCUGAGAUUAAAUCAGACACGAGGAGUCCUGAGAUUAAAUCAGACACGAGGAGUCCUGAGAUUAAAUCAGACACGAGGAGUCCUGAGAUUAACUCAGACACGAGGAGUCCUGAGAUGAACUCAGACACGAGGAGUCCUGAGAUGAACUCCGACACGAGGAGUCCUGAGAUUAACUCAGACACGAGGAGUCCUGAGAUUAACUCCGACACGAGGAGUCCUGAGAUGAACUCAGACACGAGGAGUCCUGAGAUUAACUCAUAA